GAUGUCACCUUACAACAUCACUAGUUUGAACUUAAAAUACUUAAGUCCUGGCAAGUCAUAGGUGGGGGAAAUGUCUCUCCCACGAUUCCAAAAAGUAAACUUUGGGACAUAUGAUAAUUACAUUCCAGUCAGUGAAUUAAGCAAAAAAUCAUGGAAUCAGCAACACUUUGCCCUGUCAUUCCCAAAACCACAACGGCCAGGAAAAAAAAGAAGAUCAAAACCUUCUCAGAUAAGGGACAAUACAGGCCCUAUAAUCGACGAAGAACAAUUAAGAGGAGGUCAUAGACGACCAUUAUGGAUGUACCGUUCUUUAAUGAGAAUUUCCGAGAGACCAUCUGUUUAUUUAGCUGCCAGGAGGCAGCCUCUCAAACCAACUCGUGCUGCCAAGGCAGAUUCUAAAGCAGCAGAUAUUGGUAAAAAAGGUGAAGACAAGUCAACAGAGAAGGACACAACAGGUUCCGAAUCAGAAUUAAAACAAGGGAAAAAAGAUUUAAAGAAACGCAAGGAUGUAGAUAAAGGAACAGAUGAAAAGCUAGAUGCAAAGAAAGAUAGCAAAAAAGGUGAAAAAGAUGCAAAGAAGGGAAAAGACUCAGCCACAGAAUCUGAAGAUGAAAAAGGAGGUAAAAAGAAAGGUAAAAAGGAUGCAAAGAAGGGAAAAGACUCAGCCACAGAAUCUGAAGAUGAAAAAGGAGGUGCAAAGAAAGAUGCAAAGAAAGACAAAAAAGAUUCAAAGAAGGACAAGGAUUCAACCACAGAAUCAGAAUCUGUAAAAGCAGAUGAAAAGAAGGCUGAGGAUGAGAAAAAAGAUGCAAAGAAAGGUGACGACCCAAAGGAUGCCAAGAAAGAUGCCAAGAAAGAUGCAAAGGAGAAUAAAAAGGAUAAGAAAGAUAAGAAGAAGCCCAGUGGUACAGACAGUGACUCGAAGGAUGAUGCCAAGAAAGAGUCAAAGAAGGAUGCCAAGAAAGAUGCAAAGACAGAUUCUGACAAAGAAUCUUCUGAUUCAAAGAAGGAUUCAAAGAAGGAUGCAAAGAAAGAUGCAAAGAAGGAUGCAAAGAAGGAUGAAAAGAAGGAUGCAAAAAAAGAUGCAAAGAAGGAUGAAAAGAAGGAUGCAAAGAAGGAUGAAAAGAAGGAUGCAAAGAAGGAUGAAAAGAAGGAUGCAAAGAAAGAUGCAAAGAAGGAUGAAAAGAAGGAUGCAAAGAAGGAUGAAAAGAAGGAUGAAAAGAAGGAUGCAAAGAAAGAUGCAAAGAAGAAGGGCAAAUAG
Saimiri boliviensis boliviensis (Bolivian squirrel monkey) is the source of this 1261-nucleotide messenger RNA. RefSeq names its product cylicin 2 (gene CYLC2). The record is from RefSeq and is a predicted model, not a curated record. Gene Ontology annotation, molecular function: structural constituent of cytoskeleton. NCBI's taxonomy places the organism in Eukaryota, Metazoa, Chordata, Mammalia, Primates, Cebidae. Gene Ontology annotation, cellular component: nucleus.